Messenger RNA from Elgaria multicarinata webbii, 645 nucleotides. RefSeq names its product fibroblast growth factor 20 (gene FGF20). Gene Ontology annotation, biological process: positive regulation of gene expression; positive regulation of cell population proliferation; regulation of cell migration. The record is from RefSeq and is a predicted model, not a curated record. The transcript has 3 exons. The coding region runs from base 1 to 645 and encodes 214 amino acids. Gene Ontology annotation, molecular function: fibroblast growth factor receptor binding; growth factor activity. Gene Ontology annotation, cellular component: cytoplasm. Lineage: Eukaryota; Metazoa; Chordata; Lepidosauria; Squamata; Anguidae.
AUGGCUCCCUUAUCCGAAGUGGGCGGCUUCCUAGGCGGUCUGGAGGGCUUGGGCCAGCAGCAGGUGGGCUCCCAUUUCCUGCUGCCUCCGGCCGGCGAGAGGCCACCUCUACUCGGCGAUCGCCUGGUCCACGCCGAGAGGGGCUCCCGAGGAGGCGUCGCGGCGGGGGCCACGGAUUUAGCCCACUUGCAGGGCAUCCUGCGCCGGAGGCAGCUCUACUGCCGGACCGGCUUCCACCUGCAGAUCCUGCCCGACGGCAGCGUUCAAGGCACCAGGCAAGACCACAGCCUGUUCGGUAUCCUUGAAUUCAUCAGUGUGGCAGUGGGAUUAGUCAGUAUUCGGGGAGUGGACAGUGGCCUUUACCUUGGAAUGAAUGACAAAGGAGAGCUUUACGGCUCUGAGAAGCUCACUCCUGAAUGUGUCUUCAGAGAACAGUUUGAAGAGAAUUGGUAUAACACAUACUCCUCCAAUGUGUACAAGCAUGUGGACUCGGGCCGGCGGUACUUUGUGGCACUUAAUAAAGACGGCAGUCCCAGGGAUGGGGCAAGGUCUAAAAGACACCAGAAAUUCACCCAUUUCUUGCCCAGGCCGGUGGAUCCUGAAAGGGUGCCGGAACUCUACAAGGAUGUGUUAGUAUUCAGCUGA